This is a messenger RNA of Dictyostelium purpureum, 516 nucleotides long. RefSeq lists its product as uncharacterized. NCBI's taxonomy places the organism in Eukaryota, Evosea, Eumycetozoa, Dictyosteliales, Dictyosteliaceae. The record is from RefSeq and is a predicted model, not a curated record. Bases 1 to 516 code for a protein of 171 amino acids. The transcript has 2 exons.
AUGCAACAAAUAAGACAUUAUGUUACAAAAGUUUCAAAAAAUACCCUGUAUAACUCCAUUAAAUCUAAUAAAAAACCAAUUUUAGUUAAUUUUGUUAUAGGAUCUGAUAAAAAAUGCCAAACUUUAGAAAAUAUGAUCGAUAAUGAAGUAAAUAAUAAUUUUGUGGAUAUUGUUUCAUGCGAUAUAAAUUACAACCAUUUAUUAAUAAAAAAAUAUAAUAUAAAGAAAAUUCCCUCAACAUAUGGAUUUUCAUUGGGUAAACUAAUGAGAGUUUCCCAAAAUCCAAAUAAUUUAAAAAACUAUAUGGAUCUUGUUUCAAAAAUUCAAUACGAUCAUGUCUAUAACAUAUUAAAUAAUAAUAUGAAAAAUAAUAUUCAUAACAAUAAUAAUAAUAAUUUAAAUUAUAAUAAUAAUCCACAAACUAAUAAUAUCAAUUUAAACGCUUUAAAUAGUAUUGACGAUAAAAACUCUGUCUCCCAUUUCAGUAAUGGAAUUUAUUUUAUUACCACUCAAUAA